UCAACUUGGUAUCGAAACUAAUAAUCUCAAUUCUCAAACAUUUAUCCUUUUUCCAAAAAUCAUAUAUUGCGUGUCUAUAAGUGUGUUAAUUAGUAUUACGGGAGGGGGGAUCGAGUAAAAUGGGUCGGAUGAUAUCAGCGAUGUGGCUGCUAGUUUCUGCAUGUGCUGUUAUGCUAUUCUGGUUUGCUACCGGAGACGAUCAAGUUGACGCUAUAGUUACACUAUUGGGCGGUUUGACUAAUACUAUCGAUCAGAAAAAGGUCAUGGAUAAAUUCGAUCAAAGCCUUAUCAAUCCCUGUACUUGGAACGGCCUGGUGGAAUGCAAUAAUGCAAAUUCCGUUACUGGAAUUACUCUGGGUAGGCAACCACUUUCGGGACAACUUUCAGAGCUUAAUGAUCCAGAUCAUGUGAAUGCCCUUUCAGCGUUGACGUAUUUGUCUAUUUACGAGUGUGGUAUCAGUGGUUCCAUCCCCAAACGUUUGGCAACUUCACACAUUUGACACAAGUGGACCUCCAUGGCAACAAAUUAAGUGGACAAAUCCCUGAAAACUUGGGCAGUCUCCCAUCACUAAAUAUCCUGAUGCUACAAGACAAUCUCUUGAGUGGUAAAGUUCCUCAUAAUCUCAUUUCAAAAUCCGGAAAUAUGGUGCUUAACGUCUCAAACAAUCCCCAAUUGGACGUCUCAGGAUUGUCUCCACCUCCUACCAUAUUGUCUCCACCGAGUACCAUAUCCGUUUCAACUAUCACAACUCCUAUCAGCAUUGCAUGGAUAAUUAUGACCACAAUCACUUGUGCGCUUGGACUUUUAUGGUAGCCAGCCUACUGUUGCUGAAGAAUUUACAUUGGACCUUCAGUGGGAGAGCUUACCUGAAUGUCAAGACACACUUCAAGAUUUAUCUAAAUAACGAAGCAUUUGACUUUUUUAUCACUUUACAUAUUACUCCUGUUAAUUACAUAUUGUUCGAUUUCACAAACUCAUACAUACUCCGUACAAAAUUAUUAUAGACCACGCCUCCACAUAUAUAAUACGAUGCAUGCAUGGUGCAAAGUGCAAACAUUAAUUAGCUACGGAUCUAUCAUUAUUAUUGGCAUCAUGUUUAUUUAUUAGGCGCUAUAUUGCGGGUA
Molecule: messenger RNA, 1125 nt
Organism: Cuscuta epithymum
Lineage: Eukaryota; Viridiplantae; Streptophyta; Magnoliopsida; Solanales; Convolvulaceae
Source: the annotation of a GenBank genome assembly